Paramuricea clavata is the source of this 2125-nucleotide messenger RNA. The record is from the annotation of a GenBank genome assembly. NCBI's taxonomy places the organism in Eukaryota, Metazoa, Cnidaria, Anthozoa, Malacalcyonacea, Plexauridae.
AUGAAUGAAGCUGAGACCAAACGGGUACGCGAAAUUGAACAUAAAACUUUGUUGUUGAAGUCAUUAUCAUCGCAGAAUGCGGGGACCUACAAGUGUAACAUAUCCUUUCUUGGGUAUAGAGCCUCUGAGUUGGUAAAUAUAAGCGUUAAAGGUAAUAAUCAUCAAAUUUUUUAUUAGCAUUUCUUUGAAUUUUAAUUUUUCCCGCUUCUGUUAUUUCCGCGAAUUUUAUCCUGACAUGAAUGCGACAACUUUGAGUCGUACCAGAGCCAGCAAUGCAAGUACGCGCAUUUCCGGCCAAUAAUAAUACCGCUUCCGAAGUGAGAAUUAACCAUUUUUUGCCAUAAUCAACUGCCUUUUUGGCACAUGCAAGUGUUCGCGGAACAUGGCCUCGACUGGCAUGUCUAAUAAGAAAAAAAUGCUUGGCCAGCAGUGUCACAACCCUACCAAAUUUUCAUAAACUCAUGAAAAAUUAUCAAUAAUAUAUGCUUCCUUCAAUUUCAACUUGUGCAGAGAGAACAAUCAUUGCUUAAUUUAAAGUAAAUAGCGAAAAAAAAUUUUAAAAAUGUAAUUUUUUGUUACUCUUCUGGAUUUAAUCCCAAAAACGUUAUGGAGAGAAGCAACCAGUGAUCUGCUGGCAUGGGGGUUAUGGGUCAUACUUCAUCCUCCUUGUGAAGAAUUUCAGGUGGUGCAAAAAUAUUUACGGGGACGCCGACACUGCAUAUAGAAUUAAACCAAAAUUGUCAAUUCAAUUUAAAAAUUUGCGAAAAUUUGUACCGAUUGUAGCCAAAUUUUAAUUUGAGUUGCAAUUGGCCUUCUCUGACGCACAGCAGCGGGCCAGCUCGCCACUGGCGAAAUGCGAUCGUAUACCAUAAAUUACAACUUCUUUUGAAACUUUCGGCAAUUUGCUAAGUAGACACUUAUAUUGGUAAUUUCCAAUUCAAAAUAUAAACUCAAUUUGUAUCAUUCUGCCGGUAGAAACACGACCAUUUUCAAAAAAUCAGCUUUUGAUAAUUUUAGGAAUCCUGAAUGGUCAAGUUUUAAUAUAUCGCCUGAAAAUUCCAAAGUAAUUCAUAUCGCUCUCCAUGGUUUUUGCAUGCAUUAAGCACACAAUUAAUGGCCUUUGCUGAGUGAUUAAUAUCGAUUGAUUCAUCGUUUUCUUAUUACAUUAUCUCUCAACUUUCAAGCAUGCAUAAUCUAAUUCAAAUGCUUAAUUUUACUGCAGCCCCAUUGAAACCUGAUAUUCAAAUGCUGAAUGAACAAAAUAAUUUCCAUGCUAAUGAAGGAAAGGGUUUUUCACUAACCUACAACGUGUUGUCUUACCCAGCCUCUGAUAUUAAAUGGUGGAGAUCUAAAGAUGGAAAAGUAUAUGACUUGAUAACUCAGUGUUUGGCGUCAAAAAAGUGCGAAAAUCACGGAGGAAAAGAUCAUAUAACAAAGACAAGUUUCGAAAUAAAGGAUCUUAAAUUUCCCAAUGAUAAUUUGCUCUACAAAUGUAAUACAAGUAACGACUAUGGAAGUGACUCAAAAACCUUUCAAUUAAAUGUUUACGGUAAUGUAAAUAUGUUAUAAUGAAACCACUUCUGUUUCUACUAGACAGGCUCAACUAUAUUACUGAAUUUCAAAUGUUCAUUUCUAUAGACAUCUGGCAUGUGUCUGAGGAAUAAAAUGACUAAAAGAGUUUAAAUGUUUUGAUUACAACUAGUACGAGAGCUGAAAUAUUUUUAUUGUUUUUGGUCUUUUUUGUUUUGUUGUUGACAUAAGCUAUAACACGACACUUCGCAUUUCGUAAAUAUUCUUCCACUUCGGUAAAUAAUUUUUAAUUAAGAUUAAUUUCUUUACAGUGAAACCUGAGAUUAACAUGGAGAAGACAUAUAGAUUCAAAGAAGGGCUGAUAAUUAAUUGUUCAUUAAAGAGAAGUAAUCCUCCAGAAGUAAAUUACACCUGGUAUUCAUGUAACACUCCCAACUGUGUCGGGAAAAGUUUGUCCGAGACAUCUAUCUUACGACUUGACAGUCAACCAAAGUCUGUUAUGAAGUAUCAGUGCAAAGCCAAAAACGCUGUUGGCAGUGCAUCUAAAAUCAUUGAGGUGUUUAAAUCCAGUAAGUCUACCUUAUCGAAAUUAUAG